GACAUGAUGCCAUUGUGACCCUUCUGAAGCAUUAUAAGAGACCUCAGGAUGAAUCGCCCUGCAAUGAAUACUCACAACCUGGAGGAGAUGGCUCCUAUGUGUCAGUUCCAUCCCCGCUGGGAAAGAUUAAAAGCAUGACUAAAGAAAAGGCAGAUGUUCUCCUCCUCCGUGCUGGUUUGCCAUCACAUUUCCACCUUCAGCUCUCCGAAAUAGAGUUCCAUGAGAUUAUCGGCUCAGGGUCUUUUGGAAAAGUAUAUAAGGGACGAUGCAGAAAUAAAAUUGUCGCAAUCAAACGCUAUCGAGCCAAUACCUACUGUUCCAAAUCAGAUGUGGACAUGUUCUGCCGUGAAGUUUCCAUUCUUUGCCGGCUGAAUCAUCCAUGUGUCAUCCAGUUUGUGGGAGCUUGCUUAGAUGACCCCAGUCAGUUCGCUAUAGUCACUCAGUACAUUUCUGGAGGAUCGCUCUUCUCUCUGCUUCACGAACAGAAGAGAACACUUGAUCUGCAGUCGAAAUUAAUCAUUGCUGUAGAUGUUGCCAAAGGCAUGGAGUACCUCCACAAUCUCACACAACCAAUCAUACACCGUGAUUUGAACAGUCACAAUAUUCUCCUGUACGAGGAUGGUCACGCAGUUGUUGCUGAUUUUGGAGAAUCUAGAUUUUUGCAAUCCCUGGAUGAAGACAAUAUGACAAAACAACCUGGGAACCUACGCUGGAUGGCCCCUGAGGUGUUCACCCAGUGUACAAGGUACACCAUAAAAGCGGAUGUUUUCAGCUAUGCCUUGUGCCUCUGGGAGCUGUUAACAGGUGAAAUUCCAUUUGCUCACCUGAAACCAGCGGCGGCGGCGGCCGACAUGGCAUACCACCACAUCCGCCCGCCCAUCGGGUACUCCAUCCCCAAGCCCAUCUCCGCCCUGCUGAUGAGGGGCUGGAACGCCUGUCCCGAGGGGAGACCCGAGUUUUCAGAAGUAGUCACAAAAUUAGAAGAAUGCCUGUGCAAUAUCGAGUUGAUGUCUCCAGCCUCCAGCAACAGCAGCGGUUCUCUGUCUCCCUCUUCAUCCUCAGACUGCCUCGUGGCACGAGGAGGCCCCGGCCGUAGUCACGUUGCAGCGCUACGGAGCCGGUUUGAAUUGGAAUAUGCCUUGAACGCACGAGCUUACGCAGUCUGGUCGCAGAGCACUGGGCAACACCCUUCUCAGGGUCUGUCGUUGGAUGACAUGAGAAGAAACUUCCAGUACCCACCAAUUGACAAAAAUGGCUAUGUGUCGGAUCCCAUGAGUACCAUGCGGUUCCACUCCUGCAGCAGCAGCGGCAGCUUUGAAGAAAGCAGCUGA
Messenger RNA from Eurypyga helias (sunbittern), 1331 nucleotides. RefSeq names its product TNNI3 interacting kinase (gene TNNI3K). Gene Ontology annotation, biological process: protein phosphorylation. Gene Ontology annotation, molecular function: protein kinase activity; ATP binding. NCBI's taxonomy places the organism in Eukaryota, Metazoa, Chordata, Aves, Eurypygiformes, Eurypygidae. The transcript has 14 exons. The record is from RefSeq and is a predicted model, not a curated record. The annotation marks the transcript as partial.